UAAAGCAAUGGCUGUUGCCUCUAUUAAGUUUACAUUUAUCAGUGCAGUCUUAGUUACUCUUUUUGUAAGCCCAUGUAUUGGCUUGCUCAAUUGUCCUACCGAAGAAUCCCAAGCUCUUCUUUCCUUCAAAGCAGCCGUGAAUGUCUCUGAUGGCGUUCUCGGUUCAUGGGUUAAUGGAACUGAUUGUUGCUCCAAGUGGAAUGGCAUUUCAUGCAAUAAUCUCACCAACCAUGUAGAGCGAGUGAAUUUGAGUGAUUACCAUGCAGAGCAGGGCGUACAGAGUGGAAUUAUGUCUGGUAGUUUCUGCAACCUUCCUUUCCUCAAAUACCUCAUCCUGAAGAACAUUGGUUUAACUGGUACUAUUCCUUCUUGUUUAGGAAAACUCUCUCAUCUUCAGCAUCUACGUUUACAAAAAAAUAGUUUGAGCGGAAUAGUUCCCGCAGUGAUUUGCCAGCUCAGCAAUGUUAGCUAUUUAGAUGUAAGCUUUAACCAGCUAAUUGGAAUGUUGCCAUCAUGUCUAAAAAAUCUCUCCUUUCUUAGGUUGUUGGCUCUCUCCUUUAACAAAUUCCAGGGGAGCCUUCAGCUUAGUGGGUUUUCCUCCCUUGAGCAGCUGUAUGCUCGUAAUUUUUCAUUGUAUAAUUACACUACUUCUUCGCAGCUAGCAUUGCCAUCCUCUGUAAAGAUUCUCUGGCUCUCCUCGAUUACCAUUUCAGAUACUUUGUUCCAUAACCUUGCAGAUUUAAAGUUUUUGGUGCUAUCGCAUUGUGUGUUGAACAUUAGCACAAGUUGGUUUCCCCAGUUUCAAUUAGGAGGCAUAGAUAUAAGCUCAUGUAGUAUUGGAGGUCGAAUUCCCGAGUGGCUUUUCACUCAGUAUUCAUUGCAGAGAUUGACAUUGGCUGAUGAUAAUAUUGUUGGAGAAAUACCUUCAUGGUUCUGGGAGAACAAUCCUCAGUUAUAUAUGUUGAAUCUUUCAGGAAAUCAUUUGUUUGGCAGCCUUCCUAUCCAGCCUAGAUCAGCUCGUUGGAUCACACUAUUGGAUGUAUCUAGGAAUGAGUUGACUGGACACAUGCCAUCUGCGUUGCCUCCAGAUCUACAACUCUUGAUGGUUAAUGGCAAUUCUCUAAUUGGCAAUAUUCCUACAAGCUUGUGCGAUUUGAUUCACCUUGAAAAGUUAGAUCUGUCAAACAACAAAUUCAGUGGCAACAUUACUACAUGCUUUACCAGCUACAAGGUAAUUCAAGUGUUAAAUUUAGGGGAUAAUAGGUUGGAGGGAAGCAUACCCCAGGGGCUAUGUUCCUCCUCUUUAAUUUUAAGAAACAAUAAAUUAGGCGGACCCUUCCCUCCCUUGAUCACCAAUUGUAAGACCUUACAAGUACUAGAUAUUGGACACAACAAAUUUGCUGGGGAUAUCCCACGGUCAAUUGGAAACUUAUCAGCCCUUCAAGUGUUGAUGAUGAAGGGCAAUUGUUUCAGAGGUAGCAUUCCUUCAGAGAUUUUCCAGCUGAAGAAGCUCCAGAUCUUAGACCUUUCGUCUAACAAUAUAUCAGGUGUUAUUCCACACAGCAUUGCAUCUCUACAAGCAAUGGCUGUAGCAAGAGAGGAAGGCCAUGUGUUAUCUACUCUGUUGCACCCUUUCCACGCAAUUGUAAGAAACAAACUCCAAAGGUCAUAUUCUGAGCUUGGUCCUUUUGAGAAUUUUAUGUCUGAGGUUUCGUCUCGUGAUGAAUUGUAUAUGACUGUGAAAGACUUAGAUUUGCACUACCCAUAUAUUCUUUCCACACUCACAGGCAUAGAUCUCUCUAACAAUCGACUGAAUGGAGAUGUUCCUUUUGAAUUUGGAAAGUUGAAGGGGUUGAGGUUUCUCAAUCUGUCAAUGAACAACCUCAGCGGAGUUAUUCCACCCAGUUUUGGGGAAAUGAGUCAACUAGAAUCAUUGGACCUUUCUACAAACAGGUUGUAUGGAAGUAUUCCUCCAGAAUUUCAAUCUCUAACUUCGUUGGAAUGCUUAAAUUUGUCCAGCAACAAUCUCUCCAGCAACAUACCACAAGGAGGACAGAUGAUCACAUUUGAUAAGACAUCAUAUUCUGGUAAUCCGUAUUUGGUGGGACGCCCACUUCCAAAGAAUUGUUCAUGGCCAAAGUUUGCUCCUCCACAUCCUUCUACAAACGAUAUGCAAGAUACAAAUGAAGAUUACAGAAAUGAGAUACCAUUGUUUGAGAUUGGACUAGGAUUGUCACAUGUAGUAGGUUUUUCCUUUGUAAUGUUAUUUCGUGCUGUGAGAACCAAAUGGAGGAAGAGUUACUUCAAGCAGGUUGAUAAGAUUCUGAAGCUUCUGUUUCCCUCCAUCCGUAAUAAGAGAUUAUGAAGUCUUAUUUUACCAAAAAAAUAAAGCAAAACUAUGCCCUGAGCGUCCAAGUCUUAGCUUAUUCAAGUUCAUUAUAGUUUUAACUGUCAAAAGUCUAGCUUUAAGGUUUUAGCGUGCAAAAGUAUAAAUAAAAGUGACUCUUCGUAAGGGUUCAA
Cryptomeria japonica (Japanese cedar) is the source of this 2520-nucleotide messenger RNA. RefSeq names its product receptor-like protein EIX2. The transcript has a single exon. The record is from RefSeq and is a predicted model, not a curated record. The coding region runs from base 8 to 2365 and encodes 785 amino acids. Gene Ontology annotation, molecular function: protein binding. Lineage: Eukaryota; Viridiplantae; Streptophyta; Pinopsida; Cupressales; Cupressaceae.